Molecule: messenger RNA, 2856 nt
Organism: Vanessa atalanta (red admiral)
Lineage: Eukaryota; Metazoa; Arthropoda; Insecta; Lepidoptera; Nymphalidae
Product: gamma-soluble NSF attachment protein-like
Exons: 8
Coding region: 101-1102 (333 amino acids)
Biological process (GO): intracellular protein transport
Cellular component (GO): vacuolar membrane; SNARE complex
Molecular function (GO): soluble NSF attachment protein activity; syntaxin binding
Source: RefSeq, a predicted model, not a curated record
ACUUGCAGUCUUUGAAUAAUCUUAGUUAUUGAUUUUCGAAGAAAGUAUAACUUUUGCAUAGUUAUUUGAGUCUACACUGUAAAAAAAGAUUUAAAUCAUAAUGUCUGCGAAACUCCAUGAAGCCCAAGAGCAUUGCAAGACAGCAGAGAAAUUUUUGAAGACGUCUCUGCUGAAGUGGAAACCUGAUUUUGAUUCUGCAGCUGAUGAGUACAGUCAGGCAGCCCAAUGCUUUCGUAUUGCCCGAGAUUUGAAAAGCUCAAAAGAAUGCUAUUUAAAAGCUUCUGAAUUAUAUAAGAAGAAUCGCUCAUUUUUCCAUGCUGGUAAAGCAAUUGAGAAUGCUAUUAUAGUGAGCAAGGAGUUGACCAUGCCUGAAGAGUUAUAUUCGCUUGGCUGUGAAUCUAGCAGUCUUUAUCAGCAACAUGGAUCUGGUGACUCUGGGGCAAAUAUUUUGGAUAAAGUUGCUAAAAUCAUUGAAGAGAAUUCACCUGACUUGGCAGUGAAACUGUAUCAGCAAGCUGCUGAUGUUUCUUCGGCUGAAAGCAGUCAGCACCAGGGUUCGGAAUAUAUCAGCAAGGCUUCAAGGAUCUUAGUCAGACUCCAGAGGUACGAUGAAGCUGUAGACAGCCUGCGUCAUGAAAUCGGCUUCCACCAAGAGUCUGGUAAUAUCAAUGCAAUCGGGAGGUUAACUGUUGCUAUUGUUCUCGUCCAAUUGGCAAGAGGUGAUGCUGUUGCUGCCGAAAAAGCAUAUAAAGAAUGGGGUAACAACUGUGAAGUUCCUGAGAUACAAACACUUGAACAAUUGUUGCAAGCCUAUGAUGAAGAAGAUCGGGACUCUGCCAAGAAAGCACUUUCCUCACCUUUUAUUCGCAGCAUGGAUGUGGAGUAUGCUAGACUUGCAAGUACAAUACCUCUUCCAGAAGGUUUGGAACCAGUUCCAAAAGCUAGUGUAAGAGAGAAUGCAGCUCCAUCAUAUGUAAGCCAAAAUGCAGCAUAUAUGGAGCAGGAUGAUAAUGCCGAAGGAAAAUCUCAAGACACCAGUUUUAAUACAUCUGCAAUUGACAAUACAGAAAGAAAACAUGAUGACGAAGAUGAGUUGUGUUAAAUAUGCUUCAGAUAAAGAGUAGCUUGUUCUACUACUAUAUUACUUCUCUCAUCUUUUUGAAAUUUCAACUUUGAGCAUAGAUAUGUUAGUAAGCUAUUAUAUCAUUAUAAAGUAAAAUAGUAACAAAAGUAACAAUAAAUUAAUCCAUUUAGGUAGUUGCGAUAUAAAUAUAUAUACUAUAUUCCAAUUUCAAAAUAACUGAAAAAAAAAACCUUAAGAUGGAAAUAACUCUGUGCUAAGCAAUGUCAAAGUUCUUCAUACAUAUAUCUACUACUUAUAUCAAUUUUAAUUUUAUUUCCAAAGACAACAACAUCGCUGAGAUUUGCUGUUUCCCAUAAUGAUUUCCAUAGAUUAUUUUAUAUCUUGAUCAACAAUAUACAUUUACAAUAUAUAUUUACAAUACUGGGCCAUUGGAAUAGGCAAUACAAUUGACGAAAUUAUUUUCGUCAAUAUAUUGUCUAUGCUAUUUUUGCUUAAAGUCCGUCGUGUGUAUAUGUACUUACAGCAGUCCGUAAUAUGAAUAUAAUAUACAUAGUAUUUGAAUGUAAUUUUGUUGGAACGAAAUGUAAUUGUCAUCUUGUUUCGUACAUGAUAUUUCAUGAAAUUCUUAUGAUGCGAAAUGAGUUAUAGUAGCGAGUUAAGUUCAUUAACUUAAUAAACAUAUUGCUAAGCUAAUAAAUUAUUGCACACUGAUAGUCUUAUGAUUAUUAUAGUGUUAAAUGAAAAGAGAUACAUAAAGGUUAUCAUACUUUUAUUUUUAUGAUUGUUAUGAAUAAAAUGUUAAAGCUAUAUUUUUUAUUGCUGUUAUAAAUUACAUAUGUAUAUUUGAAUAUGUUAGCAAUCAUAGUCAUAAUAUUACCAGCAGUAGUUUCUAUAGUUAAAGUAAGAAAAUUGAUAUCAUAACUUGAAUACUGAUAUUGUAUAAAUAUUACCUCUCUAAUAUUAUCCAUUAUACACGCUUCAUAUUCCAUAUUUAAAUUUUAUGAAAUUAUUUAUUUUAAUAAAUGAAUGAUAACAUUUUCGUAAAAAUUUUUGUUUAGAUCAUAAAUAAGUGUUAUUAAUCGAAUAAAAAGCAAUACCCUAUGAAUAACAUAUUAGUAAUAUUAUAUCUCAUACAUAAAAAGGUACAGAAUGUAUGUUACGAAAUCGAUGCAUGUUCGACUGCACUGACCUUAAAUGAUCUCGAGUAGACUGAAUCUGAAGACGUAGUGCGGACAGGACUACUAGGUAGAUCGACGACCUUGGUGGGUUCGUGAUAAAUCAUCAUGGAAUCCUUUGCACAGCAGUGGACGUCCUUCGGCUGAGAUUAUAAUAUUAUAGAUUAUUAUUAAUGCAAGUUUUAAUUAAUAAAGUUUAUCUUGCAUUUUAAGAUGAACAUGUACGUCAAUAAUAUUAUAUUAGGCUAGUAGGAGUAUUAGAUAUUUUUAAUUCUUUUUUAUGAAUCGAUUUUAAUGUUUCUAAUAGGAUUGGGUUCAGUAUAGUUUCAAAGUGGUUCAAUUUUAUUGUUACUGAUUUAUAAAUAUAUAUAUACCAAUAUCAGCAAUAUUAGUAAUUCCGCUAUUUAAGAAUUAUUAUUAUAAAAUUGCUAUGUGAGUUUAAAUAGUACUUCAAUUUUUCCUUAUCUAGCGGUGGUAUACGCCAUUUUUAUGCGGGCUAACGUGAAUUAUGUAUUUAGAAAUACGCACUAUAAAUGUCAAUUUAGUAAAUAUUUAAUAGAAAAGCUGCUUCUGUUUUGAGAUUGAAAUAAAUGUAUG